AAUGCAGGAAUUGGAUUAUAAGGUGAAAGUUUAAUUCUUUAUUAGAUAGUUUGCUGAAAGUUAACUGUUUUGGUCAUAUUUUCUUCAGUAAACAUUUAUUCUAAAGUUGUGUUCUAACCAGCUGUUCUUAGAUCCGCUUCCAGAAGCUUUACAUAAUCCUCAAAUUCCCACGGGAAGAGUUUUAAAUUAAUAAAAAAUAAAUAAAUAAAUCAGUGUUUUUCUCUUAGAUACCAAUAAAAAUAAGAGUCUGUUGUUGUUCUCUGAGGUUUCUGUCUGGUCUUUCGAUGUUGGUUCAAUAUGGUCACGUCUGCAGGCUUGGGGACCACCUGAGCUGGACCGUGGGAGGAAAUGGAUAAGUAGCAAUGGAAACAAUGCAGCAGCUCUGACCUGACCUGCUAACCUAAUGACCCCUUUCUCCUUUUGAACAAGUACACAGAGUGAUCUUUCAUCUAACCUCUCUGCAGUUCUGCUCUUUUUUUAAGAGGUACAAUGAAAAAGCAAGUACCCAAGAGGUAUAGCCAGAUGCCCAUAACUGAAGCACUGGAAAGUGCCAAACAAAGGCUCCAAGCCUUGGCCAACCACCUAAGACUUAGACUUAGACAGAUUUAUUUUGUCAUUUUGUUUACACCCGUGUAAACAAAAAAUUUUUUUGACUCCGCCCACAAAAAGAAUGUGGGCGGAGUCCACAAAAAUGUGGGCGGAGUCAAAGGGUGUGGAAUUCACUGAUGAUGUCAUGAUUUCCUUUGAUCAUUUCUAUGUUCCUUGAGGGUGGUGGUAGCAUUCUAGCUGCGGCUCCCAGCGGUAAGCUGACUAUUAUUGCUCCUCAAAGCUAUUUUGGAUUUAAACUGCAAGAAAUCACAAAAUGCCUUCCCGGGAAAAGUAUAUUGAACUAAAAGAGUUGCGUGAGUUGAAUAGGAGAAACGUCCAACACCUCUGUGGACUGUACGAGCAACUUGAAAGGGAUUUACCUGAAAUAGACUUUACAUGUGAUGCUAACAGCUGGAUUAAAGCUGAGAUGAAGUUUAGCAAACAGUUGGAAAAAAGGGCCCAUGGGCUUCAACAGGAACUCAAAGCCCAGGAGGCUUUCCGGAUGAAACAACAUCAGGAAGAUGAAAAAGUAGAAGCUUUACGUCAGAGAAAUGCUGAACUUAAGCAGCAGGCAAAAACAGCAGAAGAACAGUUAGUCGAUACAACUGUAAUGAAGCUUCAGUUCAAAAUUGCAAAAGCGCAGGAGGAAAAGUUAAAGAAAAACAACAAGAUAUUGAUGGAAAAGGUUGAGAGCUUGACAAAAGAACUGUCAUUUCAAACUAAACUGGAUAAGAGUUACAGAGAGACUCAAGAAUUGCUUGGUGAGUUGGAGAAAACUGAAGCAAGUUUUUUACAAAAGAUUCAGGAAAAAAAACAAAACUUGGAACCUGGGAUGUCUACAUGGUUCGCUUAUUUGGGAAAAACGAAACAACACAAGAUUGAAAAGCAAAUAACUUCCAUCAUGAAGAAAAUGAAGGAUAUGAAAAAAUAUCUUGAUCAUAUUGAGCCCUAUUUUAGAAAAGACCCGACGCUCAUGAACAACUUUCUGUCCAUCGCAAGUGAGACAUCUGAGGAAACCGACUCACAAGACUCACAAGACAGUGAGUCAGAAAUAGAACAGGUUUCAGAGCUGUCCAAACUUCAAUGUGAAUCCUCCACUGACCCAGAGUUGAGGACGAUCUCUGAAGCAGAUUUAGAGGACCAAUCUGUGGAGAUGUUGAAAGGAAAGCUCAGUUCCAGUGAAGUGUUAAGAUAUUACAGCAUAAUAUUUAAUGACAGAUGAUUGGGGGAUGGGGAAUUUUGUACGUAUAAGCCCACUUUGUUGGGAUGUGUGUGAGUAAAUCACACUAGUUUAUUCUUUAAAAAAGCUUGUGCAUAGUUAUUAACACUGCUGCAUCACUGCACUACAGGGUUCAAAGCUCACCUGCUGUGUUUCUCUGUGAUGUUGGUGUGCUGUGACUGUGCAUCUGUGGGUUCUCUCCAGGGGCUCUGGCUCGCCCACAGGGUUUUAAAACCUCCUCGAUUGGUUUACUAGUUUGUAGAAAUGUAAUAUCACUAGUCUUUUCUUCUGGUACCUUGCUGCCUGCUUACGCAGCUUAAAAUAUCUCGUUCUGUUAAGUUGGAUGAACAGUAGUGUGUCAAACAUCCUUUCACAGGGGUUUAGGGUUUUCCAGCAGGAAAGAUAUGAUUGGUCUGGCUUGGGAGAACGGUUAAACAUGGGCAUCAUGUUACUGCCCCACAUGAAGUGGACCAACUUUAGUGAUCUGCCAUUCUGUGAUUUUUGGUUAUGUCACUAGAGAGUCCCACACUGCGGUAUUGAGUUCACUUGCUGUUUUGACUGCUGAGCUGUUGUUCAGGCUUCUCCGUCUUUUUCUUUCUGUGAUAUCUCCUUAUCUAAGUAACUCUUACUGUCCAGAAGCACUUUAAAGCCUAGCUUGAACAUCCAGGUGUUAACAUAGGCCCACCUUUAAGCCACCAAGAAGCCCCACGUAGUUGUCCUCUAACAUUGCCUGAGCAGCUAUGCGAUUGGGUAACCGUACGCAGAAAACGUAGUCGUAGAUAUCUGCCCACUGGUCAGCACUAACCCAUCCAUAUUUCUAUCCGAUUUUCCCCGCUCAAUGACGUACCCACUGGGUAUUCACGCGGUAAUGACACCCGGUUACGCCGAUCGGAAGUCACUAAAAUUAGUGUUGCUUCGGUGUGUAAGUUUGCCAAAACAAUGUUGGACUCGGUAAUUUUCUCUGGUCCCCUCCCUG
Cyprinodon tularosa is the source of this 2783-nucleotide messenger RNA. RefSeq names its product immunoglobulin G-binding protein H-like. NCBI's taxonomy places the organism in Eukaryota, Metazoa, Chordata, Actinopteri, Cyprinodontiformes, Cyprinodontidae. Bases 863 to 1810 code for a protein of 315 amino acids. The record is from RefSeq and is a predicted model, not a curated record. The transcript is spliced from 2 exons.